CUCUACCAAAGAAAGGUUCGACUUGACUUACCACAUGAUAGCAGCGACACGCAGUCAUUGACUGCCAGUGUGACCGAUUAUCCCGAGGAGAAUGGAAGAACGUAUCACAGGUACCACGAGGGGGCCUAUGUGUACCCCAAUGACGAACAAGAAAUGGAUCGCCUUGAUAUGCAACAUCACAUGUUCAAAAUCGUGACGGACGGGAAGCUAUUCCAAGUCCCGCUCGAAGACCCGAAGAAAAUCCUCGACAUUGGCACUGGGACAGGCAUAUGGCCAAUUGAAAUGGCACAAUUGUUUCCAGAUGCCGAGAUCACGGGCACAGAUCUGUCUCCAGUACAGCCGACAGAAGUCCCGCCCAACGUUCACUUUUUAAUCGACGAUGCCGCAGAAGAAGAGUGGCUAUGGGAGCCCGAUCACUUUGAUUUCAUUCACACUGGCCAUAUGACAGGGGCUAUGCCAUCAUUCAAACGUGUAUUGCGACAGGCGUUCAAACAUCUCAAACCGGGAGCCUGGAUGGAAUGUCACGAGCUAGACCCCAAACCAAAAUGUGACGAUGGUACCAUGCCACCGGAGAACACGGAGGGAGGCUUCAGUGCAUUCGCCAUCCAUGAUUGGAUAGACCUUAACAUGCGCUCAAGCCGUGAUGCUGACCCACCAAGGCAAUUUCGGAUCGCACACAGGAUUGAACAGUGGAUGAAAGAUAUAGGGUUCGUUGAUGUUGAGCAACGGAUUGCGAAAAUCCCCAUCAACCCCUGGCCACAGGAUAAGAAGCUAAAAACAAUUGGCGCUUGGAGUGAAACCAAUUGGCUCGCUGCUUUGUCCGGAUGGUCAUACAAGCCGUUCCUCGCCCUUGGGUGGUCGAAACCCGAGAUCGAAGUCUUUCUCGUUGAUGUGAGGAAGAGCAUACAGGAUCGAAGUGUACAUGCCUAUACGGAAUUUUAUGUCGUGAUGGGGAGGAAGCCAUUUCCCAAUGAGGCUGCACGCCAAGACCCGGAAAGCUGUGAUGCGAAAGUUGAUCUCCGACGAUUGCGAACAAGCCAACACACCAAUUGGCAGGCAUAUGACAUAGCCGACUCUAUGUCUUUCGGCAGACAUGCCUAUCGGCAUGCUCUAAAGCCGCCCGCUUCUCCAACCCUCGACCAUCUCUGGAUCAGCGAUGACUUGCUCACAGCUACGUUUCGUCGCUUUGCCAAUGGUCAACGACGCCAUGGGAGCUGCGUGCCCGGCCCAUUGGAAGCUCGACGACGACUAGCAAAACGAAGAAACACGGCUCUAGCGAGCAUUGGAGGCAGUUCGGCUGAAGACAUCGCGUGUCUGUUUGGCCGCAAUGGGAGGGAACAUAUGAAGUGGACCGACCAUCCGUGGCAGAGAGCACCGUUCGAAACUCAUAGCUUGGCCGAUUAUUCUUUAGGUCCUGCUGAGGUACCUUUUCCUUACUCCGACCAAAACCCGGUCCCUGAGCCUGUAUCAAGCGAAUUUCAUACCCCCCGAGCUCCUGUAUCGGACCACGCUACGCGGGAACAGAUGCUGGAAGAUUUUUUGGAAGGGAAGAGCUGGGGCAUUGAGGAUGCUAGGGACUUCACUCGCAGUUUACGAAUUGACCUCCACCGGGAGCCACAAUAUAGCCGGCGGAUAUUCGAGCGACUACUUGCUCGUUCGGACCCGAAUCUCACGGAAGCGAUUGCGUUCUUGGAUGAUCCAUUCAUGAAUACGAGGGGCUCGGGAAAUUAUGCGGCCGCUGUCGAGAUAUUCACUCGGGCCAAAACGAAACGCGGCAAACGGAUUGCCGUUCUGAAUGCGAUCAAUCGUGCCUUGGAGCUGGGUUCCAUCCCAACUGAUGAGAUUUGUGUGAUCAUUACGGCUUUACCGAACAUUCUUGUCGAAAACAACAAGACAUUAGGAUCAUGGGACCAGAAAGCGCUGACCAAGCACUAUCGGGCGAUGUGGAAAGCUAUCGGAUCUUGUAACAUUCUCGGAUAUCACGAUCUGGACAGGAAGAUCGUUGAUUUCUGGCUUGAAGAACUUCUGAGUAUUCGCAACUUCAGAUUCGCCGAAGAAAUCAUCAUCGAAACUCAUGACGCAGAACGUGGCAGCCGAUGGCCUUCUGUCUUGGUUCAAGCCUGGUUGGAGACCAUGGAUGUCGACCCGGAGACAAGCCUGCCGUUCCCUGACAAGAUCUUCAACCAGCUUGAUGUCAACAGUGCCGCCGACUGUGUUAUUCGCGUGACAGAGUCUUUGGCAGCAUCUCCAGCGGACAGGGUUACCAGAAACAAUCUGCUCGAACGAUGGCGGACUUGCCUCUCGAACGCCGAAAUCAUCGCGACUGUUGCCAAUUCCCAGGUCUGGUACGACUUCCCUCUACCAUGCGUUGAAACACAGAUCAAGCAUGCUGCUGUGAAUCAUUCAACUCCACGUCAAAUCAUCCUACGACUCUGGCUCCUACGAACGCUUGGUCGAUCCACUGGGCCCAUGUACAACCAGAGUUCAAGAGCAACGGACCGACCAAUCUGUUCAUUGCUCAAUCUCUACGAAACUGUCAUGCAGAACCCCAGCGGGGCAUUCUUCCCCGUCUUAAUGCGCGAGAUUCACGAUCUCGAUCUCCCAUACAACAGCCUUCUGCUCCUAGCUCUCACCAAAAAGGGCAAAACCUCCAUCACCAAAACCACACGCAAAACUCUCGAACGACUAGAGACCUCUCAGCUUUCCCUAGCAGAAAUAUGGAAAACCCCAGCCAUAUACAAGGGAAUCCAAAAACUUUUCCACACCACAUUCGACGAAAUGUUCCACCGCAUAGAUCUAACCGACCCAACCACAGUUGAAGAGAUCAUGCACAUCGUUCGAUCAGGAGACUCAACGAGCAUCUGGCCCAUCCUCCGACUCCUCAACAACAACAUCCCAUUCAAGCUCAGCCUCCACAAAGCUUGGCAGCCUAUCCCACACCCUGACGACCACGCCCUCGUCCGGUAUCAUCCCGGUCCACGAACGAGCCGAUGCCCAGAUCCCCAUGCUGCGGUCGACCUCAUCAACCAGCUGGCGGUCGCUCUCUCCUGCUGCAAUCGCUUGACGCCGUGUCAGUCUUUCCAUAUGAUUCACUGGCUCUAUGGAUAUCUUCGCAGACACGGCGGGCCCGUGGAUCCGGAGUUCGUGCGCGCCAUGUACCAUGCUGGUAUUGUGCGGUAUCGCCGUGACGGGCUUCGUGUCUCGGCUAUGCGUUAUGAGUACAUUAUCUGGAUUGUGGGCAAGUUUGAAGGCCGUGAGGUUCUUAAGCAGCUCACGGCCCUACCGGAGAUUGGCGAGACGAGGCCUGUCAGUGAAUGCUAUGCUUAG
Molecule: messenger RNA, 3327 nt
Organism: Penicillium bovifimosum
Lineage: Eukaryota; Fungi; Ascomycota; Eurotiomycetes; Eurotiales; Aspergillaceae
Product: class I SAM-dependent methyltransferase
Exons: 5
Molecular function (GO): methyltransferase activity
Source: RefSeq, a predicted model, not a curated record